AUCACAGCAGAGCGAGUCUGCCUGCGCCAGCGGGAGAGCUGCCUGCACGGAACUGCAGACGCAGUCGGCCGUGGUGGAAUUCAUCAUGGACCACGCAGACGUCCUCUUCUGCUCCACAUCUGGACCUGACCUGACUCACCUGAGCAGAGCAGGGACGUGGAAGUGGAAGAAGGCCCUACAACUUAACCGGGCAAAUUCCACACAGCCAUCGACUUUCCACCUGAAAGCCUGGGAAAACCAUCCUCUGGGGCCAAACGGCAACCACAGCGCCAUCCCAGGGAGCCCUCAGAAACCAGACGUUGUAGUGCUGGCAGGUGAAUUGAGCCCUUGUCAAGCCAAAAGAUCCAGAGCAAAUAGUGAUGAUGCGCUGUGUGCUUCCACACAUGGAGAGCUCUUAGGAAGCACAAAUGGCUGCGGUUCAGAUGACAGCCUUCAACGUAACAACGAGGAUGGAGAGAAGGAGCUCAUCCAAGUCCAAGUCCUCGUUUCUCCCGGCUCUGCUGAAGUUGCUGACCCAAGGCUGCCAGACACCACAGGCACCAGCCUGGACUGUGACCCAGUGCCUCUGCAGUGCAGCCCAGCCCAAGCACAGCCCGGGUGCCCCGACAGCAGCACCUCCGUGCAGGAGCAGUUCACCCUGACCCAGCGUCUCAUUGGUCAGUGGCAAUGCCGUCCCGCCUCCGCCAGCCUCUCAUUGGUCAUCGGAAGCGCUGUCCCGCCCUCGCCAGUCUCGCAUUGGUCUUCGGCAGUACUGUCCCGCCUCCGCCAGCGUCUCAUUGGUCAACGGCAGUGCCGUCCCACCCCCGCCAGCCUCUCAUUGGUUAUCGGCAGAGCCAUACUGCCCUCGCCAGCGUCUUAUUGGUCAGUGGAAGUGACGUCCCGCCCUUGCCAGUCUCUCAUUGGUCAGUGGCAACGCCGUCCCGCCUCCGCCAGCCUCGCAUUGGUCAUCGGCAGCACUGUCCCACCCCAGGCAGCGUCGUAUUGGUCAUCGGCAGCACUGUCCCCUCCCUGCCAGUCUCUCAUUGGUCAGCGGCAGUGCUGUCCCUCCCCAGCAGCCUAUCAUUGGUCAGUGGCAGCGCCGUCCCGCCCCCACCAGCCUCUCAUUGGUCAUCGGAAGCACUGUCCUGCCCUUGCCAGUAUCUCAUUGGUCAUCGACAGUUCCGUCCCCCACUCGCCAGACUCAUUGGUCAGUGGCAACGCCGUCCCGCCUCCGCCAGCAUCUUAUUGGUCAUCGGCAGCGCAGUCCCGCCCUCGGCAGCCUCUCAUUGGUCAUCGGCAACACCAUCCCACCCCUGCCAGCCUAUCAUUGGUCAGUGGCAGCACUGUCCCGCCCCAGGCAGCAUCGUAUUGGUCAUCGGCAGCACUGUCCCAUCCUCGGCAGCCUCUCAUUGGUCAUCGACAGUGCCGUCCCACCCCCGUGUGCCUCUCAUUGGUCAUAGGCAGCACUGUCCCGCCCUCGCCAGCCUCUUAUAGCCUCUGAUAAGGCUGUAGUCCAAACCUUGGUGAAGAGUGGUCUUCUGGGGCUCUGUGUCGCCCUCUAAGGCUCCAGUUUUGCCAUUCCCGAAGGCAGGUGGCACCGAUCCACUGGUACAGGACCCAAGAGAAAUUAAUGGCACGGCUCUCAACGACGAGGCCCUUCUUUCAGGUUGGGGUGAAUCGUAAUUUGGAAACACCUUUCUGCCUCCGUGGGCUGCCUUUCUCUUUUGGACUGGAUACCUGGGUUUUUGGUGGCUGAAUUGAGGUGCGCUGGCUCUUAGCGCUGUUGUUAGCCAAAAUAUUAACUCUCUCUCUACUUCUAUGCUCCUUUUUGAAACAGGCGCCCCAAAGCUGCACAGAAUGGAGCAAAUUGUCUUGAGGGAGAUCACGCGGCACGUGCGGGAUGAGUGGGGGAUCAGGCCUAGCAGCAUGGGUUCACGAAGGGCAGCUCCUGUUUGGCCAACCUGAUCUCCUUUAUGAUCCGGUGACCCAUCUGGUGGAUGAGGGAAAGGCUGUUGAUGUGUUCUGCCUAGACUUCAGCAAAGCUUUUGGCGCUGUCUCCUGCAGCAUUCUCCUGCAGAAGCUGGCAGCUUGGAUGGCUGCACUCUGUGCUGGGUGAGGAGCUGGCUGGAGGGCCGGGCUCAGAGAGUGGCGGUGAAUGGAGUUAAACCCAGCUGGUGACCAGUCCUGAGCGGUGUGCCCCAGGGCUCGGUGCUGGGCCUGUCCUCCUCGAUAUCUUGAUUGAUGACCUGGAGGAGGGCAUCGAGUGCACCCUCAGUACAUUCACAGAUGGCAACAAAUGGGCUGGAAGUGUGGAUCUGCCUGGGGGUGGCGAGGCCACACAGAGGGAUCUGGACAGGCUGGAGAGCUGGGCUGAAGCCCAUGGGCUGAGGUUCAACAAGGCCAAAUGCCAGGUCCUGCACUUGGGCUGCAACAACCCCAGGUGACGCUGCAGGCUGGAGGACGGCAUAGAGGAAAUGGAUCUGGGGGUAUGGAUGGAUGCUGGGCUGAACAGGAGCCCACAGUGUGCCCAGGUGGCCAAGAAGGCCAAGGGCAGCGCUGCCAGCAGGAGCAGAGA
Messenger RNA from Centrocercus urophasianus (Greater sage-grouse), 2554 nucleotides. RefSeq lists its product as uncharacterized. Gene Ontology annotation, biological process: small GTPase-mediated signal transduction. The annotation marks the transcript as partial. The transcript is spliced from 6 exons. NCBI's taxonomy places the organism in Eukaryota, Metazoa, Chordata, Aves, Galliformes, Phasianidae. Gene Ontology annotation, cellular component: actin cytoskeleton; cell cortex; Golgi apparatus. The record is from RefSeq and is a predicted model, not a curated record. Gene Ontology annotation, molecular function: GTPase activator activity.